AAAAAUGGACGGAGGUCCUUUCGAUGAUCCGAUCUUCUCUGAUUUCGGCGGUCGAGGAGGUUCCGGGGUUCACAGUAUUCAAGUGAUGCUCGGUCUUCAUGGUGGACACCACGGUGGCGAUUUAAUGCCUACUGGAGGCCAUCUUCACAAAUUAGAUUCUUCGAAUAGUCCACCGCCUCAUCAUCAAACGUCUCAUCAUCAUCUGCAACAACAACAGCAACAACAGAAAGAGCUGAAAGAAUUGGAAUUGGCUGGAAUGUAUGCUCCUCUUCCUCAGACGCAGGAUGUUACUACUUCGACGUCUACCACUGCGACCCCGACCUCAACGACAUUGCAACAGGGCCUUCAGCUUGGAAAUGCUUUGAAAAGGAAACCGGAGGAUCCAAUGAAUACUCUUGCUCCAGUUAGUAGCGAACCACAACCAGCUAAGAAAGAUUCCAAGAAAAAAACCGACAACAAUGGAAUCAAAAAGAAGAAAACUAGAACAACAUUUACCGCUUAUCAAUUGGAAGAAUUAGAAAGAGCAUUCGAACGUGCUCCAUAUCCUGAUGUUUUUGCACGAGAAGAACUCGCUUUAAAACUUGCGUUAUCAGAGUCAAGAGUUCAAGUAUGGUUUCAAAACCGGCGUGCAAAAUGGCGAAAGAGAGAACCUCCGCGUAAAACUGCUGGUUAUGGUAUGGCUGCUGGUUCAGCAAGCCCUGGUUUAUCAGGAUCAUUUACUUCACUGAACAAUACUCUUAAUCCAUUCGCCUCGCCGACAACAGCGACAGCACCACCGGAUGCCUGGGCAUAUUCUCCAGCUUACGAUUUGGCACCGCAUCUAAAUCUACUUAGCCCGUCUAACUCUCCAUACUCAACCUCCUUUGGUGGGCCAAGCAACAACGGAUCGGCAUACUCGUACGCGACAAUGCUUCCACAACACGAUGCCUCGUUAUUUUCCACACCAUCAGGCAAUACAAUGCGUGUACACCAGGACUACAUGAAUGCUAGUAACAGUCCACCACCACCUCUAACUCGUAACGACUAUCAGACUAUGGUAACUACCCACUCACCACCCACUCAUCUGACCAAUUCCAUGUCCGAGGAAGAACAUCAACAGAAUAAGCAAUUGGAUUAUGUCAGUGGUCUUAGUCCAGCGGAUAAAUAUCAGCACGAACAACCUGAUUACACCCAACAACAGCAACAACAACAACAACAACAACAACAACAACAACAACAACAACAACAAGAUCAAAAACAAGAAUAUGGGAUGCACUCACCACAAGGACGUCAAGGAAUGAAAGAGCAAGUGAUGGUGAAGAGCGAACCAACUAGUCAAAACUACGUACAGUUGCCUCCUUUUCUGAACUGACUCGAAACCUCCGGUCUAGAUUUGCUCUAGAACAACUGGUGGUUCCGAUUUGGAAUAAGUCUUCCUUGGCAAAGGAAUAUUAAGUUCAUAAUAAGAUCAUAUAUGUUUGUUGAUUUUUCAUCUUUGAAUUUCUUUUUUGAGCUGAAAUGAAAAUAAAAUCGAAGGCUUUAUUUUAAUUAGAGUUAUAAUUUUUUAUUUUAAAAAUAAAAAAAGUUUUUUGAAAGUUUUUUUAUUUUUAUUUAUAAAUUUUAUUUGUAUUAAUCGUAAAUAUAUCAAUUCUCUUUAAUACAAUUUCAUAUUGUAUUAUGUAGAUUUAAACAAUUAAUGAGAUUAAUUGGAAUUAUUCUCUUGGAAAAUUUAAUAUUAAGAAUAUGAUAAUCAUUAAUUUGUUUCAAUAAGAAAAUAAUAAAAAAAUACGUUAUAAUAAACAAACGUGUAAAAAAAGAAAAUAUUUUAGAAAAUUAAUUGAAUAAGAGCAUUCCAGUGCCUUAAAUGUAGAUUUGAGAUGUGAGUA
This is a messenger RNA of Apis dorsata (giant honeybee), 1865 nucleotides long. RefSeq names its product retinal homeobox protein Rx2-like (gene repo). Gene Ontology annotation, molecular function: DNA-binding transcription factor activity, RNA polymerase II-specific; sequence-specific double-stranded DNA binding. Bases 5 to 1351 code for a protein of 448 amino acids. Lineage: Eukaryota; Metazoa; Arthropoda; Insecta; Hymenoptera; Apidae. Gene Ontology annotation, biological process: regulation of DNA-templated transcription. The transcript is spliced from 4 exons. The record is from RefSeq and is a predicted model, not a curated record.